Laccaria bicolor S238N-H82 is the source of this 1965-nucleotide messenger RNA. RefSeq lists its product as uncharacterized. The record is from RefSeq and is a predicted model, not a curated record. Gene Ontology annotation, biological process: rRNA processing. NCBI's taxonomy places the organism in Eukaryota, Fungi, Basidiomycota, Agaricomycetes, Agaricales, Hydnangiaceae. The transcript has 7 exons. The annotation marks the transcript as partial. Gene Ontology annotation, molecular function: nucleic acid binding; ATP binding. Gene Ontology annotation, cellular component: nucleus.
AAGGCAUUUUCCGAUCUCCCUAUAUCAGACGCGACGAAGAGAGGUCUGAAGAAAGCAUUCUUCAUGGACAUGACGGACAUCCAGACGAAGAGUCUACCCAUAUCACUCAAAGGGAAAGACGUCCUUGGUGCAGCGCAAACAGGAAGUGGGAAGACAUUAGCGUUUCUCGUUCCUGUCUUGGAGAUUCUCUACCGUCGGAAAUGGGGUGCUGCAGACGGACUAGGAGCGUUGAUUAUCUCUCCGACGCGAGAACUUGCUGUACAAAUAUUCGAUGUCUUGCGUUCGAUUGGAGGGUAUCAUUCCUUUUCUGCUGGGUUAGUCAUCGGCGGCAAGAACCUCAAGGAUGAACGGGACCGACUAUCUCGAAUGAACAUCCUUGUUGCCACGCCAGGAAGGCUUCUCCAGCAUAUGGACCAGACAGUCGGUUUCGAUGCGGAUAAUUUACAAGUUUUAGUUCUCGAUGAAGCCGACAGAAUUCUGGAUAUGGGCUUCCAAAAAACCCUCGCCGCCCUCCUCUCUCACUUACCCAAAUCUCGCCAAACUCUUCUUUUCUCCGCCACGCAAACCCAGUCCGUCAGUGAUCUUGCACGCCUUAGCCUCAAAGAUCCAGUCUACGUCGGGAUCAACGUAGCAAGCUCAUCAACGUCCACCAUGCCGCAAAACCUUGAACAACACUACGUUAUUUGCGAGUUGGACAAAAAACUUGACGUCCUAUGGAGCUUCAUCAAAACGCACCUACAAUCUAAAAUCAUAGUCUUUAUGUCCAGCUGUAAGCAAGUCCGCUUCGUUUUUGAGACAUUUUGCAAGAUGCAUCCCGGUGUUCCCCUCCUCCACCUUCACGGGAAGCAAAAACAAUCCGCAAGACUCACAAUGUACACCAAAUUCUCCUCAAUAUCUCAUGCAGUGCUUUUUGCCACUGAUAUCGCGGCGCGAGGUCUGGACUUCCCUUCUGUCGACUGGGUGCUGCAAAUGGAUGCCCCAGAGGAUGCCGAUACCUAUAUCCACCGUGUGGGAAGGACGGCACGGUAUGAAAGCAAGGGAAAGGCACUGCUAUUCCUGAUGCCUAGCGAGGAAGAAGGCAUGAAAGUCGCCCUUCAAAAGAGGGCGAUCGACGUGAAACAGAUCAAAAUCCGUGCCAGCAAAACGCAAACUAUCGAGAACCAGCUACAGAAUCUCGCAUUUCAGGACCCAGAAAUCAAGUAUUUGGGACAGCGGGCAUUCGUAUCAUACCUUCGGUCAAUUUAUAUCCACAAGGACAAGUCAAUAUUCAAACUAGAGGAACUUCCGGUGGAUAGGUUCGCUGAAUCUCUGGGUUUACCUGGUACACCGAAAAUCAAGUUUCUUAACAAGGAGAUUGCGAAAAAGAAGAAAAACGCGUCGAGGACGGUGGAAGCCGCUCAGGCAGAAUCCAGUGAAGAGGAUGAAGAUGACGAAGGGGUGCAAACCGCUAUAUCAAAACCGACCGCUGUCCGAACCAAAUACGACCGCAUGUUUGAGAGGAAGAAUCAGAACGUUCUCUCGGAACACUACAGCAAGCUUAUCGACCACGAACCCAUGUCAGACGAUGGCGAUGACUUCAUUACCCUCAAACGGGCGGAUCACGGUCUGGAGGACAAGACUCCGACCUACGAUGCAAGCGAACUCUCCAAACGAAAACUCAAACUUGGAAGGGCAAAGCGGACCAUUGCGAAAGGCGGGCUUUCAACUAAGCUAGUUUUCGACGAUGAAGGCAAGCCACAUGAAUUGUAUGAGAUGGCGGAUCCAGAUGCCUGGUUCGAGGGUACGGGUGGUCUGGCAGGUGCAAAGGAGGAGGGAAAGAAGUUCGCAGAGGGGGAGAGGGGUAAAAUGAAGGUCGCGGAUGUGGUUGAUAAGGAAGAGGCGAGGGAGAAGAAAAGGGAGAAGAAGCGCAAGAGAAAGGACAAAGAGAAAGCGGUAUGUCCUUUUUUUUUUUCGCUGGACAAAUGA